CCACGCCAUUUCCACAAGCCAGACCAGAGCCUCAAAAAGAUCUCAGCUUUAUCUUCCAAAACACACACAGAAAAAAGACAAUGGCUUCCACUGCUCUCUCAAGCGCCAUCGUCGGAACUUCAUUCAUCCGUCGUUCCCCAGCUCCCAUCAGCCUCCGUUCCCUUCCAUUAGCCAACGCACAAUCCCUCUUCGGUCUCAAAUCAGGCACCGCCCGUGGUGGACGUGUCACAGCCAUGGCUACAUACAAGGUCAAGUUCAUUACCCCUGAAGGUGAGCAAGAGGUUGAGUGUGACGACGACGUCUACGUUCUUGACGCUGCUGAGGAAGCUGGAAUCGAUUUGCCUUACUCUUGCCGUGCUGGUUCUUGUUCGAGCUGUGCUGGUAAAGUUGUGUCUGGAUCUGUUGACCAGUCUGACCAGAGUUUCCUUGAUGAUGAGCAGAUUGAUGCAGGGUUUGUUCUCACCUGUGCCGCUUAUCCUACCUCUGAUGUUACCAUUGAAACCCACAAAGAAGAAGACGUUGUUUAAGCUUAGCUGCUUUUGAUGGUUGAAAGAUCCAUGUCUUUAUAAAUUUUACAUUUUGGGUUGAGUUUGUUGUCACUAAACCUUAUUGUUAUCUGUUGUAAUUGUUCCUGGUUUCACCCACCUUUUGGAAAACUUUAAUGGAUGACAUUUUAAAUUAUGCAA
Messenger RNA from Capsella rubella, 686 nucleotides. Its product is annotated as ferredoxin-2, chloroplastic. Bases 81 to 527 code for a protein of 148 amino acids. Gene Ontology annotation, cellular component: chloroplast. The transcript has a single exon. Gene Ontology annotation, biological process: electron transport chain. The record is from RefSeq and is a predicted model, not a curated record. Gene Ontology annotation, molecular function: 2 iron, 2 sulfur cluster binding; electron transfer activity. NCBI's taxonomy places the organism in Eukaryota, Viridiplantae, Streptophyta, Magnoliopsida, Brassicales, Brassicaceae.